CCGCCGCCUUUCGUCCCGAUCCUGUUCGGAUUCUCCUCGCUUUUAUUUAUGUGUUCGGUUUCGUGGUUUCUCCUUCUCCUCGCUCGCACAGCUUCUCCAUGGACUCGCCCGCCGGUACAGAUGAUCCACCCCCGUUCGCAGCCUCCGGUCAUUACUCAUUACGGCCACGCGAUCGUCGUGCUCCACCCUCAACAAACCCACGCAAGCGUCCGCGCAUAUCGAUCCAGAAUGACGUUAUUGGCGAUAUAGAUGCUAGAUCGGGGAACGGCGGGGCAAUCUUGCUGCUGUUUGAGACGCCAUCGGGCUUUGCAAUUUUCUCUUUUGAUGGGAUCCGCCUCAUCGCACCAACUGCCAUGGAGGAUAUCUGGCAAAACUUUGCCAUGGAAUAUAGGGCAAAAUUUGUAGUUUGGCGUCUUGCUUUUCAAGUUUUUACAGACAAGUCUCUGGCAAUUAACUGUGAUACUGGUGUGGACGAUCAGCUUAAUCUCAUGAUAACAAAGUACCACCGCAAAGGGGGGAAAAUAGCUGUUGGGAAACCCGAAUAUAAAACAAUCAUAGAAGCAAACCUGGGUAUUUCCUGUCUGUAUGAUGAAUUUGUGAUGGAGGUGAUGUGGGGUUUGACGAAUCUUAUGCAUAGUUUAGUCCCUGAAGAAAACUCUCAGCUGAGUAAGGAGGACCGUCUCCAGAUGAGUCAAGGAUUAAAAAUGCUCCUGAAUCGUUAUGGAUUUGAUGUCAAACCAGGGAUGGUUAACAAACGUAUUCUUGAGGCAGCAUCUGACUUGUAUGAUUGUGAUGAUUGUGAGAAGAAAAAUAAUUGGUCCUUGCGUCGUGCUGGUCGGAACCUUAUGGAUAUCUCUAGCAUUAACAGUGAGGAUUGGGGCCUGUUGAAACUUUCUACAGCUCUGAUGAUAGUAUGUUACCCUGAAGAAAAGAUCAUAGCAUGCUUGCUGAAACAUUCUACAGAUUUGCUGAUAGCAUCUUACCCUAGAAGGGAAGUUAUAGAAUACAGUCAAAAGAUGUUUUCACCAGAUGUGCUAUCUAAGCUGGUAACUGAUGCACCAAAAUAUGGCAUUUGGAUAAAAAAGCGCACUUCCAAGAGAAUCCAUGAAGAAAUGGUAUUUUUGUAUCAACAAAGGAUUGAAAAGCGAAAGCUCUUGGCCACCUUGAUAGGGGAGGCUACAAAGGUUUAUGAAGCUGAACAAGCGGAAUUGCUGACAAACUAGAAGUGACCACAGGUAUUCUGAAGCUGCUAUCUAUGCCCAAGAUGACUUCCAGUGAUUUCCAGACCACCACUUCUUUUGUGUUUUGUUUAUCUCAAGUUAAAUUUGGGAAUUACUGAUAUGAUCAGUGUACUGUUUGGUUUCUACUUUAGACAAGUUAGACUGUGCUUCUCCAAGCUGCUAUUUGUUUUGGUUUUGGUAGUAUUGGUUUCUACUUUAGACAAGUCAGACUGUGUUUCUCCAAGCUGCUAUUUGUUUUGGUUUUGGUAGUACUAGCUGAAGCGCACAAUGCCGCGCUGCCCGGAUCAAUUGAAGUCCAGUAUAUAUAUACUAUUUACCAAUGGCAUUCGUCUUCAUUCA
Molecule: messenger RNA, 1580 nt
Organism: Oryza sativa Japonica Group (Japanese rice)
Lineage: Eukaryota; Viridiplantae; Streptophyta; Magnoliopsida; Poales; Poaceae
Cellular component (GO): box C/D methylation guide snoRNP complex; small-subunit processome
Molecular function (GO): snoRNA binding
Source: RefSeq, a predicted model, not a curated record